AUGGCGCACUACGGCUCUUUCAAGCCUGACACACAUCUCCAAGGGAUGUCCUCCCCUCAGCCCUUCGCAGUCCAUCUUGGGCUACCCGAAUCCUCUACAUUCCAGCUUUUAGGGCCCUUUCCAAAUGGCUCCUCGAGCUACUGGAUUGUCGAGGUCAAUGGUGCCAUAAUGGGUAUACAAGGCCCUCUUGGCCAUCCCAUACGCCUGGCUGCGAAUCCCUUCUCGCCAUCUCUGCCAUCACAUACUCUUCCGCCACCCGCCACCCAUUGGAGCUCGCAUCCCUGCUCGUCCCCGCGGCCGUCAGACAUCUACCUCGUGAUGCGCUCGCUCGAUUCCAAGAUUCUCAAAGCAGCGGCACCCCUCGUCGACGACGAAGGCACGCACUGGGCCUUGGAGGUAGAUGGUACUCACUGGCACAUUCGGCCUGCUGGGAAGGCCAAUGUCUUCAACCCGAAGAAGCUUGCGCUCGCGGACAAGAACAUCCCUGAGGAGGAGCUUCUCCCCCAGGAGAUUGACCGCAGUCCCCGGGGCGACGUUUACUACCACCGCCGCCGAAAGAUCGGCGAGACGUAUCGCAAGCCUCACGAAAUUCGUGAUAUUUGCCAUCGCAUUCUGGACGAAUGCCGGAUGUUGAAAAUCGGAUACAACCUGGCCAAUUUCAACUGCCGACACUUUGUUAUCAAACUGUGGUCCCAGAUCGCGCUGAAUCCCGGUUAUAGCCAGCAUGCACGCCUCACCUAUGACGCGAACUCUACUUUGUUGCAUGAGAUCCAAGGCAUGGCCCGGGGGAUUGUCGAAGAUGUUAAAGACGAGGUCCGCGGAAAGGCAAUUGGGGUCAAACCACUUCGAACUCGUGACAAACAAAUAGGGCGUACAGUCGGAUGGAAAUGGAAGCCCGUUGAUAUCUCUUUCCAGCUUGAGUGCCUUCCGCCUCCCAUGCUCUUCCUCUCAGCUCUUUACAUCACUGCAUCCCUAUGGACCACCCAGGCUUCUGUCUUUCCCCGUGCUGAGGGCCUUUCUUCCAGCCUUGACGACGAUACCGCAGAGGCCUGGUGUCAACAGCGCUCGGUCCUGUCGAUCAUCCAGACAUGCUGGGUGACGAUAUUUGCGUGCACCUGGGUCGGGGUCCACCCAGACAUCCGCCGUCCUGUCUCCUCUGGUAACAACAGAUGGGGAGGGCUUCUACAGAGAGCUGAGCUCAUGUUCUGGGGACUAGCUGCCCCUGAGCUCCUCGUGGCCUUUGCAUUCCAUCAAUGGCGGGGUGCUCGAGAUAUCCAGCGAAAGAUGACCAGACGACUGGAAUUAGAGAAGGAGGCCAACCCUGAUUGCAAAUUCAUUUUGACUAGACUAUUGUCCACUCACAUUUCCUGCAAAUGCGAGGGUACCUAUUUGAGAAGGGCGGAGAUUCAGAAGCGAGAACCACCUACGUCUUCGGCGCUGAAGAGGACGAAAGAGCUGCCCUUCAAGCGCUCGUUCGACGGACCUGGGACACGCGGCAAGAAUCAGAAGAUCGCAGCAAGGGGGACGCCCUCGCCAAAGGGUUUGUUCUCCUCCAGACAAGCUGGUUCGUGGUAG
Messenger RNA from Coprinopsis cinerea okayama7#130, 1575 nucleotides. RefSeq lists its product as hypothetical. The record is from RefSeq and is a predicted model, not a curated record. The transcript is spliced from 5 exons. Bases 1 to 1575 code for a protein of 524 amino acids. Lineage: Eukaryota; Fungi; Basidiomycota; Agaricomycetes; Agaricales; Psathyrellaceae.